GUGCCUGGUCAGCAGCAUGUGGUUCUGACUCUCUCCGCUAGGUGGUCGAGCUAGUUAUCGAUAUUGAUGUCUUUAAAGUAUCCUAUUUACCUCCUUUCACCAGCCAACUUCGAACGACACACGUGAUGUCGACCCUAUGUCCGGCUCAGCUCUCUACCACAUUGAGACACCUACACACAAUCGAUGUUGUUGCUUCUUGUUAAAUUGCCAUGACUAUUAACUUCAUAAUGAGACAGAAAAAUUUGACCCAGUUCUAGUUGAUUCGAGCAAACAGCCCUCGCAUCCACGCUCAAUGCUUGUUUCCUGAAGAGGCAUACAAGAUACACUGAUGUCGAUGUGACUUCGACUUAUGGUUCUCACUGAGGCUUACUCUUCAUGCUCUUACUCAAAUUGAUCAUGACAUCACAUCCAAAGUUGCCGGCAGAGCAUAAUAAGCAGAUGCCACCGCUGCAUUCAGAACGUACAAGAUCAUGAAUAAGGGCCGCAUUCUGACUAUUAGUCUUUCUGUUUGUGAUGCAGCUGUCUCAAGACACCUCUGUCUCAUAGAUCCUGCCAAGGACAUUGACAAGCUCCUUGACGGCUUAAUCUUGGCGACGGAAGCAACUGACCCAGACUGGGUACCUAUCAUGACGCGUGCUGCGGUAUCGUCCCGAAUCAUGGCGGGUGUACUUCGCAUGCUGCUAUCGUCAGUCCCAGCAAUUGUGGGCACAGGAAAUUCCACUUAUGUGUUGUACACCAGCCAAGGAGUCACCGUGUCCUGUGCCGUGGGCGACAAGGGUUUCGUAUAUGAGGGCAUAUCCACUUUUUCCACCCAGACGGUGGAUCUGACCGGAUUGCGAGAAGUCAAGACCAAAGUUAUGCUCAAUCUUGCCAAUCCAGCAUCAGCCUACCGCUGGUGGCGCCUCCCAGAAGAUGGCAUCGGCCUUGCUCGCAUGGAAUUCGUCGUCGCCAACGCGGUUCAAGUUCAUCCUGCACCCGCCUAUUUUGUGGACAAGCUAUCACACAGUUUUGCAGCCCUUUGCGCAACCUUCUACCCUAAGCCAGCGAUCAUCCGCAUGAGUGACUUUAAGAUAAACGAGUACGCCAACCUUAUUGGCGGCGUCGAGUUUGAACCCAAGGAGGAAAAUCCCAUACUAGGCUUCCGGGGAGCGUCACGAUAUUAUUCGCCGCACUACAAGGUGGGAUUUGAGCUCGAGUGUCGCGCCAUUCAGCGCCUACGUGAAGAGAUGGGUUUCGGUAAUGCGGUUAUAAUGACCCCCUUCUGCCGAAAUACUGGAGAGGCCAAAAAGGUAGCAGAGGUUAUGGCCGAAUACGGGCUCAAGCGCGGCGAGAACGGCUUUGGGCUCUACGUUAUGUACCAGAUCCUAUCUAAUGUCAUCAUGGCGAACGAGUUCACGGAGCAUUUCAAUAAUUUCUCCAUCGGUUCUAAUGUCCUGACACAGCUUACUCUCAGCGUGGACCGCGAUUCUGGCCAGCUUGAGGACCUUUUCAACGAACAGGAUGAAGCCGUCAAAUGGAUGAUGGCACGGAUGAUCGCGGUGGCUCGCAGGAAGGACUGCAAGAUUGGUAUCUGUGGACAAGCACCAAGCAACCAUCCGGAGUUCGCGAAGUUCCUGGUCGAGGCAGGUAUCAAUUCGAUCUCUGUCAGCCCAGAUAGUUUUGUCGCAGUGGAGAAACACAUGGUUGCUAAUGAGAGAGCUUGCUGCUUUUUAGCAAAACUUCCAUACGAUCUACGCUACGUGCUAAGUAGUGUUAUGUACUACACUUCCUCUCCUCCAUAG
Messenger RNA from Paecilomyces variotii, 1781 nucleotides. Its product is annotated as Pyruvate/Phosphoenolpyruvate kinase-like domain-containing protein. The record is from RefSeq and is a predicted model, not a curated record. Bases 471 to 1781 code for a protein of 436 amino acids. Gene Ontology annotation, biological process: pyruvate metabolic process; phosphorylation. Lineage: Eukaryota; Fungi; Ascomycota; Eurotiomycetes; Eurotiales; Thermoascaceae. Gene Ontology annotation, molecular function: pyruvate, water dikinase activity. The transcript has 2 exons.